Molecule: messenger RNA, 1247 nt
Organism: Ipomoea triloba (trilobed morning glory)
Lineage: Eukaryota; Viridiplantae; Streptophyta; Magnoliopsida; Solanales; Convolvulaceae
Product: peroxidase 2-like
Exons: 3
Coding region: 82-1035 (317 amino acids)
Biological process (GO): hydrogen peroxide catabolic process; response to oxidative stress
Molecular function (GO): heme binding; peroxidase activity
Source: RefSeq, a predicted model, not a curated record
AAACACAAGCAUAUUUGUUUUGUACUACGUUGCGUUGUAGUAAUUAAAGCUGCAAUAACCGUACUUAACUAGCUAGCUCAAAUGGCUUCCGGUAGCUACUUCCUCAGCACCAUACUGUUGUUCUCUUUUGCCACAAUGGCAUUUUCCCAAUCUCUUUCCCCAUUCUUCUAUCAAAGAGUGUGUCCUCUAGCUUUGCCAACCAUUCGCCGCAUUGUCUUCAACGCCGUUUUGCAAGAGCGCCGCAUGGGUGCCUCUUUAUUACGUCUGCAUUUUCAUGAUUGUUUCGUUAACGGUUGUGAUGCAUCGAUUCUACUGGAUUCUACUUCCACCAUUGACAGUGAAAAGAACUCUCUAGCCAAUGCCAAUUCUGCGCGAGGGUUUGAAGUUAUUGAUCGAAUCAAGUCUGUUGUUGAUAAAGUCUGUAAUGGUCCCGUAGUCUCUUGUGCUGACAUUUUAGCUGUUGCUGCUCGUGACUCUGUACUCGCGUUAGGAGGUCCGUCAUGGACGGUGCAACUUGGGAGAAGGGACUCCACAACCGCCAGCAGAACUGACGCCGACAACAACCUUCCAUCACCAUUCAUGGACUUGACUGCUCUAAUUGACAAUUUCUCAAAGCAAGGCCUUGAUGUUAAAGAUUUGGUUGCACUUUCUGGCGGGCACACAUUGGGGCUUGCCCAAUGCCGAACCUUCAGAGAUCGCAUCUAUAACGAUACCAAUAUCGAUCAAGGUUUCGCAGCACAACGCCAAGCUACUUGUCCACGCGUUGGAGGCAACUCUACUCUUGCUCCACUCGACCCUUCUCCGGCCUACUUUGACACUAGAUAUUUCAGUAACUUGGUGAUGAACAAAGGACUUUUGCACUCCGAUCAAGUAUUGUUCAAUGGUGGUCAGACUGAUAAUCUUGUCAACACUUACAGCCGAAGCAUUCGUGCUUUUGCUACUGAUUUUGCUCAGUCUAUGAUUAAGAUGGGUAAUAUUAAGCCUUUGACUGGAAAUAAUGGUCAGAUUCGAGUGAAUUGUAGGAAUGUGAAUUGAUUUGCAUUUGCAGUUGAGUGUGAAAGGUUGAGAAAUCCUCAAUGGCUCAAAAGCAGCUUGGGGGGGAUAAAUGUUUGUGUGAAAUUCUUUGUGUUGGGUUUUUCUUUUCUUUUGUUUCCAAAUAGAUGCAAGUGUAAAAUUGGUAUUCAAAACUGUGUGUUAUUGACAAGUCAUAUGUAGUAUUCGUUAUAUUUCAGUGUUUUUUUAAUAUU